Messenger RNA from Cyprinodon variegatus (sheepshead minnow), 5377 nucleotides. It is a transcript of the gene cntn1a, whose product is annotated as contactin-1a-like. The coding region runs from base 102 to 3269 and encodes 1055 amino acids. The transcript is spliced from 24 exons. Gene Ontology annotation, biological process: cell-cell adhesion; brain development. The record is from RefSeq and is a predicted model, not a curated record. NCBI's taxonomy places the organism in Eukaryota, Metazoa, Chordata, Actinopteri, Cyprinodontiformes, Cyprinodontidae. Gene Ontology annotation, molecular function: cell-cell adhesion mediator activity.
ACGUGUCUUGCAAGUACCAACACUCUUGGAUCUUACUCACAUUCUCCAGGACUUCUGGGGUACGGUCUGCAAAGCCUGGUAAAUCAAACCCCUACAGAUCCAUGCCAUUGCCUCUUCAUCUCUCAAGAAAACCAAGAGGUCCUGCUCAUGUUUCAUCAUCCAGGUUUCUAGCUGUGACCCCACCAGGUGGCUCUAGCUUCAACACCAUGCUGUGCUCCGCUCUGCUUCUUCAUCUCCUGGCCUUCUCACUUGCAGAUCCAUUAGACCAAGGAGCAGUGCUUGAACCUUUUGAAGCAGAUGAUGCCACAGGUUUUGGUCCAGUGUUUGUGGAGCAGCCGGUGGAUACCAUCUACCCUGAGGAGUCGCCUGAAGCCAAAAUUAUCAUGACCUGCGAGGCUAGAGCCAACCCACCUGCCACAUACAGAUGGAAGCUGAACAACACGGACAUUGAUGUGAACAAACAUGGCAGCCACUACAGUUUAUCGAGAGGCAACCUGAUUAUCAGCAAUCCCCUUAGAACAGAACAUGUGGGGAAAUACUCCUGCUUGGCUACCAACAUGUACGGCACGGUCGUCAGCCAAGAGGCCUCUGUCCAGUUCGGAUAUCUGGAUCUAUUUUCAUCGGAAGAGAGGCAUGCAGUGCAUGUGAAGGAGGGCCAGGGGGCAGUCCUUCUCUGCUUUCCACCUGCGCAUUACCCAGGCCAGCUGUCAUUUCGAUGGAUCCUCAAUGAAUUCCCCAAAUUCAUCUUACUGGACAAGCGUCACUUUGUCUCCCAGUUAACUGGCAACCUUUACAUCUCCAAGGUGGAAUCGUCAGACAGGGGCAACUAUUCCUGCAUGGCAUCCAGCCCUUCCAUCUCUAAGAGUGUAUUUUCCAACUACAUUCCCCUCAAGCCUUCUGUCGAACGCCCUAUCAGGAAAUACCCUGCAGACCUUAGAGUGAAGUUCCCACACACCACUGCUUUGGUUGGACAAGACAUCAUCUUGGAAUGUUUUGCACUGGGGAAUCCUGUACCAGAGAUCCGCUGGAAGAGGGUAGAUGGGAAAUUACCAGAUAAUCAUCAGGUGCGGAUGGCAGGUGCUCAGCUGUAUCUCCCAAAUGUCCAAUUUGAUGACAGUGGCAUCUACAGCUGUGAAGCAGUAAACUCAAAGGGAAAAGACCACCAUCAUGCAAAUGUAUCAGUUGAAGCUCAUCCAGAGUGGGUGGAGCAUAUUGUCGACACAGAGAAAGACCUAUACAGUGAUUACACCAUGUCUUGCAUUGCCAAAGGUGUGCCGAAACCUCACAUUCGCUGGCUGAAAAAUGGAGAACCGCAAAGUGGAAAAGAGUUGAGGUUCAGCAGGCUGACAACUAAUGAUGCUGGGAUGUACCAGUGCAUCGCAGAAAAUCGCCAUGGAAUCAUCUAUGCCAAUGCGGAGCUACGAGUGUUUUAUGGGGCUCCCAAGUUUCCCCACAGCCCAAUAAAAAGAGUGCUGGCUCCUAAAAAUGGUCGGGCCGUUAUUGAAUGCCGACCCAAAGCGGCCCCGAAGCCCACCUUGACCUGGAGCAAAGAAACCGAGCUGCUCUCUAACUCCUCCAGGGUUUUAAUCUGGGAGGAUGGAAGCCUGGAAAUCCUCAAUGUGACGCCAGCAGAUGAGGGCAGCUACACCUGUUUUGCAGAAAACGACUGGGGAAAGGCCAACAACACACUCCCUCUGGUGGUCACAGAGUCAACAAAGAUCACAUUGGCACCCUCAAAUGCGGACAUUCACGCUGGCGACGACACCUGGAUGGAGUGUGCAGCAUCAUAUGACCCAUCGGUGGACAUCACCUUCAUCUGGUCCCUGAAUGGACGAGUGAUAGAUUUGCACAAAGAGAACACACAUUAUGAAAGCAUCCUGAAUGGAAGUUCAAAUUCUAAACUACUGAUCAAAAAAGCUCAACUGAGGCAUGGUGGACAGUACACCUGCACCGCUAAAACCCAGGUUGACAACGCCACCGCUUCAGCCCACCUGCUCGUCCGGGGGCCCCCUGGUGCCCCAGGUGGGGUGCGUAUAGCUCACAAAAGUGACAGGAACGUUACGCUGCAGUGGAGCCGUGGAGCUGACAACCACAGUCCAAUCUCCAAGUACACCAUUCAAUACAGAGACCAAUUCUCGAAAGAUGUCUGGAAGAUCGCCACAACAUCACCGGCUGAUGUUGAGGGGAAUGCAGAGACAGCAACAGUGGUGGAUCUGUUCCCUUGGACAGAAUAUGAGUUCAGGGUCAUAGCCACCAACACUCUGGGUACAGGAGAACCCAGCAGACCGUCGCAAAAAGAGACAACCCUGGAAUCAGUUCCUGUGGUGGCGCCCUCAAAUGUAGACGGGGGCGGAGGGGCCAGCAGAGAGCUGACCAUCACGUGGACGCCAGUCCAGCCACAGUACUACUUUGGGUCUAAUUUUGGCUACAUAGUGGCGUUUAAACCACUUGAAGAAAAAGAGUGGAACAGGGUGAAAGUGACUGACCCUGGAGCCAAGCGCUAUGUUUACAAAGACCCCAAACUGAAACCUAUGACGAAGUUUGAAGUCAAAGUUAAAGCCUUCAACAGCCAAGGAGAGGGACCCUACAGCAUAACAGCCAUCAUUUACUCUGCUCAGGACCCUCCGUCUGAAGCUCCUGAAGCCGUUGAAGGGAAAGCCCUCUCUGCCACAGCUGCCUCCGUCUCCUGGCUGCUUCAGUCAGACACUGGUAUAGAUGGAUACCAGGUAAAGUACUGGAGACAAAACCAAGAAAGUGAAAGUCUCACGGUUCGGGCCUCACCAAAGGAAAACCACACAAGGCUGGAGGGCCUGAAGCCCAGCUCAGACUACAUCAUUGAGAUUCGAGGCUACAACUCUGCAGGCUACGGACCGCCCAGCAAACCCAUCAAGAUCCGCACCAAAAAACCCCCUCCGGAUCGACCUCCCAAAAAAAUAGUUGCCACAAAGUUAAAGGAAAAGUAUGUAAAUGUGUCCUGGGAAGCAGUGGAACCAUUUUCUAAUGAAUCCAUUAUAGAAAGUUAUAGGGUGCUCUGCAAGCUGAAAGGCAAUAUUAACUCCACGCUGUACACGACCAAAACUCCCUACAUUGGACUUCAACUGGAUACAGAUAAAGAAUAUGUGGUAGAAGUCCGGGUGCACACAGAGGGAGGAGACGGGGCUGUGGCACAAAUCAGCAUCCCUCAAAGCUACAGCAGAGCUACGUGGUGUUCCCCAUUUCUUAAUGUCCUCCCAAUGCUCCUCUUGGGUCUCCUCCUUCUGAACCUCUGAAUGUAGCGUCAUCUUGGUCUUCUCUUAGUUGUGAUGAAGACUGCUUGUGAUUGAUGAAGGUUCCCACCUACAACGAUCUGAGACCCUUUCCACAAUAUUAUAAUCCAGUGUCACUUUCCAGCUCUUCCCCUGUGGGAUGUGUUUGUGGAAAACAGACAUGGACAUGGAAAACAAUUGGAAAAUGGACAAAGGCUUUCCUUAUUUAUCCACUAAAGGCCUCUCAGAAGGAAUCUCAAAGGAGUUCUGUCAACUUGAAAUGCCUUACAUAAACGAUUGCUCUUAUCUUUCACAGUGACUUGUUUCCAAAUGGGUCAGUAAAAAAAUUGUAAAUCUUACAGUUUUGCAUAGGUUGCCUGCUCAGUUUUUUUUUAUUUUUUACAUCUCAAACCAGACAUUUCUGAUAUCCAAAUGCUGCAUUGUAUCACUUCUUUUUAACUUGGAUGUUUUCUAAAAACAUGUUUCUUCAGUGCAUUCCCUUAUAGAAGGUUAACAAUAGCUGUGAAAGGCAAGUGUAUGAGUUUCAAAAUUUCAACUUUGUCUUUUUUUUUUUUUUUUAUCAGUGGCUUUUUUAAAUGAUCUUGCUGUCUUACAGGGAUACAGUCAAAGCAAAUUUCAGCAGCUUACAUAAUGGAUUUUAUUCAGAAAAAGUACAAUUUAUUACAUGCUGAAUUAAUAUAUUCACUGAUUAAUAUUGCAUUGUUAUGCUUAAUUUACUUUCCUCUCCUGAUAAUAUAUGAAGUUUAUAGCUUCUGUUAUAGUCCAGAACAUACAGUAAGCUCUGGUCAUUCCUAAGUUUGGACAUUGAUGGAAGAACAUCAGAUAAAUAUAUUUGGGGAGUUAAACGUGUGUUUUUUUCCCCAGAAGCAAGAAACACAUUUAAAUCUAUAGUUUUAAACAUUGAUUACUUCCAUCUGUGGUCAAACUGUGCAGAGAUCCCACCUUUUCCACAAAAAUUGGCUAAUGUAAAACUUAAAAAACGAAACAAAAUGGUAACUAAUGAGCCUUCUUUGUUUUGACUGUAUCAUUAGAUCCUCAGUGGUGCCAGUCGGUGCUUUGUAAAGAAUGUUACCAUUUCAUUUAAUUAGUGAUUUCAUUUCAUGAUGCUCGUUGUCGGCUAAUAAUGGUAAAAGUGAAACAGUGGCGCACCUCACAGCCUCCUGUAAAUGUGCAAUGUAUGAUUGAGCUGUGGCAACUUCAUGCUAUCUAACAGGACUAUUUGCUGAGCUUCUGUAACAGGAGUUAUAUUUAAUGCAUUUUUUCUUUAUCUGAAAUAAGCAAAAGGUAAGCAAAGCCAUCUUUAUCAGCGGUAGGAGCUCAGCAGAAGCUCAUGUCGUUGUUUCAAAUGCAUUAGUUUAGUCUUUUUAUUAACCUAAGAUCAGAGUUUUAUGGACAUUAUCACUUGUCAUUUUUUUAUGGUUAUAUUUGUACAUUUCUACCCGAGUCUAGUUGGUCAAAUUUUAAAGUUUAUGUCCCUCAAAUGAAGGAACAAAUGCUGCGUUUUGAGUUCCUCUGAAUCAUUUUGUUGUAUGAUUGAUGCUGGUUAUGCUUUUACGUUGUGACAGCAUCAGCGUCCACCACAAAGUGCUUUUCCUGGUUUCAUCUUCAUGCCACAAUUCAUUGAAGUAAAAAUUGCCAAAUGCAUGAAUGCCUUGAACUUUGACGUUGCGAACAGGGCUGUCGCUCUACAUAAUACCAUGCAUGAGAUUGGAGAAAACAUACCAACAUUGUGGAAACUUCUGAGACUAUUGUAAAACACAUUCCAAUCCUGAGUGGCAUCCCCUUUAGGUCAGAGAGACUAGAGAUAUUAGACUAAUAUGUGCAUUAGCUGCUAAGCUUCAAUAAGUCAGUCAUCUCAAUAGAUGCCCUUAGGAGAAGUCUUUUAUUAAAGGGAAAAAUGUAAACUGACUGAAGGCAUUUCACUUUGCUGAUAAAAACUGUCCUGCUGUCUCGUUCACACCUGAUGCUUGGGGUUUGGUUGCAUCAUUGGUGAUACUGGCAGCAUGUGUGGCUUUCUGCUGGAAAUCAGUACUUUGAUGUAAACGGAUAUAUACCAGGGAUGAAUCUGAAAGCUCUCUAUGACUGGACAAGAAACAAUAAAGGUGUAGUUA